UGUGAGAGUGUGUGUGUGUGAGAGAGAGAGUGUGAGUGAGAUUGUGUGCGAGUGUGUGAGAGAGUGCGAGUGUGUGUGUGAGAAAGAUUUUGUGAGUGUGAGAGAGUGUGAGUGAGAUUGUGUGAGAGAGAAAGAUUGUGUGUGAGAGAGAGAGAGAGAUUGUGUGUGUGUGAGUGUGAGAGAGAGAGAGAGAGAGAGAGACUGGCCUCGAAUCCAGGGUGAAUCAGAGCUGCAGUGACAGAGUAAACACGAGGUGUCGCUGCUGACUCACUUUUAACCCCCAGACCACGAGCUCCAGCCUCUCAGAUCAUCACUCAGAGACACCGAGAAACAGAAGAGCUGCAUCAGAUCUGUUCGCUUUUGUAAGUGGCCUUAUUUUGGCAGCCACCACCUGGACCCGAUGGCGGAGAGCGACUGGGACACGGUGACUGUGCUGAGGAAGAAGGGCCCGUCUUCAGCACAGGCCAAAUCCAAACAGGCUGUCACUGCUGCCCAGAGGCGUGGAGAAGAUGUGGAGACCACCAAGAAAUGGGCAGCAGGACAGAAUAAACAGCAUGUGGUGACUAAAAACACGGCCAAACUGGACCGUGAGACAGAAGAGCUGCACCAUGAAAGAGUGACGCUGGAGGUGGGCAAGGUCAUCCAGCAAGGCCGCCAAGUAAAGGGAAUGACUCAGAAAGACCUGGCUACUAAAAUUAACGAGAAGCCUCAGAUCAUCGCUGACUACGAGUGUGGAAAAGCAAUCCCCAACAACCAGAUUAUGGGCAAGAUCGAGAGAGCACUUGGAUUGAAGUUGCGUGGGAAAGAUAUUGGACAGCCCUUGGAGCCCAAAUCCAAGAAGAAAUGAGGACAAAGCCUCGAAAUCAGCCCCUCCCCUCCCUUCUCCUCUCUUCCCUCAUACCUAUGCAUCACACUACAAAUAGUUCUGUCUCUCACACACACACACACACACACAAGCUUGAGUAUGAAUAGUGAUAUGGCUAAAAUGGCGUACAAAAAGUACCAUUUGCUGUAAUAUGGAGGUAACCAUGAACAUUUCUGCAGUGACCUGACUGUCUGCUGUAAUAUGAAACAAAUACACUGCCACCUAGUGUUUUGGAGGACAAACAUGAACCUCACCCAACAAUGAGCCUUUGGAAAAACUCUAACGCUGUGAGAGACAUAAAAUGUGCUUUAACUGCCUAAAUCUUUAAUCCCUCUGACCAUCCUGUGCUCCUCUUCCUCCUUCAUGGGCUGAUCUCACUGACGUCCUGCUCUUGGACUCGGUCUGCAUGCACAAGCUGCAUAAUAAAUAAACACAAACACCUUUUAAAAUAACAAAAGGACAACUAUCUAGCAAGACUUCAUAAAUCCUAAGUGCUGCGAUGAUUUUGAUAAAAGGACUGCUUGGGCAUGAAAACUUUUUUUUUUUUUUCCCUUUAUGCAAAAAUGUGAAAUUUCAUUAAAAUUGCCAAAUUCAUGCAGAAACACAAAUUGUAA
This is a messenger RNA of Neoarius graeffei (lesser salmon catfish), 1479 nucleotides long. RefSeq names its product endothelial differentiation-related factor 1 homolog. The coding region runs from base 401 to 847 and encodes 148 amino acids. Gene Ontology annotation, cellular component: nucleus. Gene Ontology annotation, molecular function: DNA binding. NCBI's taxonomy places the organism in Eukaryota, Metazoa, Chordata, Actinopteri, Siluriformes, Ariidae. The transcript has 5 exons. The record is from RefSeq and is a predicted model, not a curated record.